UAUCUUGGUGUAGUAGUCGGUCCAAUGUCUAUUUAAGAUGAGCUCGCUCUGUCCCCAAAAGAAGCUCAGGACGAAGUAGAUCGCUGUCGUAUGAUUCUGCCUACCGUUCCAUCCCUUCACGUUAAAAACCACGCAAGUAUGCGAGGCUUGCCAUCCAAGCAACAGCUGGUCGCGCGUUGUACCUCCUUGUCGGCAUGGGAGCUACCCAAGGAGCCUUCCGCGCUGGCACCGGAUCAUGUCUGGUCAAACAAAGACAUGGACCCCGUCAAGCCGGAGGACCAGACAUGGUCAAUGUGGACGUGGAUGGCAUAUUGGGCCACCGAAACUAUUAGCUUGGGAACCUGGCAAACAGGCGGAAGUAUCUUGAAAGCAGGACUGAGCUGGAGGGAAGCGGUUGGAGCAGUAGCGUUCGGCUCUUUCACCACGUCGAUUGCCAUCACGAUGAAUGGGGCGAUCGGCGCAAAGACCCAUCUGCCGUUCUCCAUCAUCGUCAGGUCGUCGUUUGGAUACUACUUCGGCUACUUCUGCAUCAUCUCGCGAUGCAUUCUUGCCAUGUUCUGGCUGGGGAGCGUCACUACGAACGGAUCGAUGGCCGUCACGGCAAUGGUCCAGUCAAUAUGGCCGUCCUACGCUAGCAUUCCCAACCACAUCAGUUCCAACAUGGGCAUCACGACCAAGGGUAUGAUCAGCUACCUCAUUCUCUGGCUGAUACAGCUGCCGCUCUUGAUGAUACAUCCUCGAAAGCUCCGGCCCCUCUUCCUCGUCAAGCUGAUCGUGACGCCAAUCGCCGCAAUCGCGACGAUGGCGUGGUGCGUGCACAAAGCCGGAGGUGCUGGCCCGGUAUUUUCCCAGCACGCUACCGUCCACGGCUCCAACAAGGCCUGGGUCUUCCUCGGCUGCGCGUCGUCCGUCUCCGGCGGCCUGUCGACCCUCGCAUGCAACAUCCCGGACUUCACCCGGUACGCGAAGUCGACAAAGGGCCAGUGGGUCCAGCUACCGUUCAUCCCGUGCAUCUACGUGCUCGGGGCGCUGAUCGGGAUCAUCGGCACGUCCGCCACCGCCGUCGUCUACGGAGAGCUGAUCUGGAACCCGCUGAACAUCUACCUCCGCUGGAUCGAGGAUGGCUCGAGCGGCGGGAGGGCCGCGGCCUUCUUCUGCGGCGUCGCCUGGAUGAUCUCCCAGAUCUGCACCAACGUCACCGCAAACUCCAUAUCCGCCGCCAACGACCUGACCGUCAUGUUCCCACGCUACGUCAACAUCAAGAGAGGCAGCGUCGUCGCGGCCAUCGUCGGAGCGUGGGUGUUCGUCCCGUGGCGCAUCGUGGCCACCGCUACAAACUUCCUUACCUUCAUGGGAGGCUACGCCAUCUUCCUCGCCCCGAUCGCUGGCAUCCUGUCUGCCGACUUCUGGGCCGUCAAGAGGCAGAGGCUCGACGUCGUGGCUCUCUACGACCCUCAUGGGCGGUACAGAUACUGGAACGGCGUGAACUGGCGCGCCGUCUUGGCCUUCCUGAUCGGCUUCGUGCCCAAUUUUCCGGGGCUCGUCUACGCCGUCGCCGGAUCGACUGGUCAGACAUCCGUUCACAUAUCCGAAGGAGCGCAGCACAUGUACAAAUUCGACUGGUUGUACGGUUUUGUCACCGCGGCGUUCGUCUACACCUUUCUCAGUCUUCUGUUCGGAGACUACGAGGCGUCCGUGGUUACAGAUGGAGACAUAGUUGAAACGGCCUACCUCGAAGGCGCCUCAACAGACGACGAGAAGCAAGCGGGUAUUGUAGUAGAUCAGAAAAAGGCUCUGGAAUAGACGCGUAGAGAUGUAUCUGACUUGGGUGGAUCGGUUUUACAAUUAUCG
Molecule: messenger RNA, 1851 nt
Organism: Verruconis gallopava
Lineage: Eukaryota; Fungi; Ascomycota; Dothideomycetes; Venturiales; Sympoventuriaceae
Exons: 3
Coding region: 91-1803 (570 amino acids)
Biological process (GO): transmembrane transport; nucleobase transport
Cellular component (GO): plasma membrane
Molecular function (GO): nucleobase transmembrane transporter activity
Source: RefSeq, a predicted model, not a curated record